AUGGCGGAUAGAUAUUGGCCAUUCACCAAGAUUAUACGAAUCUAUCUAAACGCUCAGGUUCUCAAAACAGGAGUCGUGCUCGCCGACUUACCAGGGCUUCAAGAUACAAACUUGGCGAGGGUGCGAGCAACGCAGGACUAUCUCAUGAAAUGCAACAACAUUUUCAUUGUGGCAAAAAUCUCUCGCGCCAUCACAGACCAGUCUUUGAAGACGUCGUUGUUUACGGUUCUAUCCCGACAUGUCCCUUUGGAGUGGGAGGAGUCAGCAGCUAAAAGCUUGAAUGUCGCCGUCGUGUGCACGAAACGCGAGUUCUGUGGAACCGGGAAAAGCAUUUCGCCAAUGACAGUCAAAGAGCUAGACAAGAAGAUCGACGAUGCGAAGAUGGCAGGCGAUUCACAGCUAAAGAAAAGACUGAAAUUAAGUCGAGAGCUAAUGUUCAUCAAUGCUCGGAAUGAACACGUCACGAAGGGGCUGCAGAACGCGUAUGCAUCUAAAGUUCCUGACAAGAAAUUGGAAGUUUUCUGUGUAUCCAACAAGAUGUACGGGAAGUAUACUCGCAAAGGGAACAACGAGUCAUUCGAGUCAAGAGAGGUCUAUGCACAACUCGAAGAUGUGAAAACAUUGUGGACUCAGUCGAUUCGCGAUCUCAGCAGCGAAUUCAAGUCGUGUUUCGAAGAGCAAGUUCUCAAGAUGCAAGGUCAGUAUAACUCGUGGUGUCUUAACAAUGGGAAUCAUGCGACUCCCAAGCGUGAGCAUGUGGAUUGGAAUGCCAAGGUCAUCUGGAAGAUGCGGACAGAGCUCGAAUUUCAAUGGGACCUUGUUGAGGAAGAGAUCUCGACUCUGUUUAGCAAUCACUUCGACAAGAUCAAGGGCCUAUUAGAAAAGAUGCAAUUGGUAAUAGAGGAAUUUGGCCCCGCCGAAUUCGCCGCCUCGCUGAUUGAAGGCAUUGAGUCCCGCAUCAAGCACUGCGAAUACACAAUCGGCUUAUAUGAACAGCGCUUCACUCGCGAUUUCAAGUAA
Messenger RNA from Phaeoacremonium minimum UCRPA7, 1020 nucleotides. RefSeq lists its product as hypothetical. The record is from RefSeq and is a predicted model, not a curated record. The coding region runs from base 1 to 1020 and encodes 339 amino acids. NCBI's taxonomy places the organism in Eukaryota, Fungi, Ascomycota, Sordariomycetes, Togniniales, Togniniaceae. The transcript has 9 exons.